AUGUCCUAUGGCAUUUUGUUACUACAUAUUUUAUUAGUUUUGUAUCGCAUAGACCUUUCAUAUGGUCAAUGUGAGCAUCUAGAGCAUCAGAAUGAUAGAAACAUAUUCCUAUGGUCUGUAAAACAUCCUCAACUAUUUUCACAAGGCUACUUGUUUGGCACGAUUCAUGUUCCAGUCACCGAGGUUUGGAAGGAAGUUAGUGAUCGAGUUCGAGAAGCUUUUUACACCUCGGACACCGUACUCCUAGAAAUAGAUUUGCAUGAUGAAGCUACUAUUCAUGAAUUGAUAGCUUGUAAGAAUUUGGCAUUUGAUGAAACAGCACAGUCCUAUUUGCCAAAGGAAUUGUUCGAGAAAAUUGAAAAGAUUAUGGAAUAUCUUCGAUCCAAUUUCCUCACCUGGGCACAAAGUCAAAAUCCAAGGGACGUCAAAAAGAUUAAACACGCCGAGGACAUCUACAAUAAUAUCACAGGUAGUUCUCAUCUCUAUAUAUGUUGUAUUACACGUGUUUGCCCUCUCAAAAUGAGACGUUUGUUUGAGUGGGUCAUUCAUUCUCACGAGAGCUACCAGAGUCCAAACAGUAUAUGCUACCAGAUGGUAAAUACCGGAACAGAUGAUUUUAGCACUACUAGCGAAAAUAAUUUGUUUUGUGUGAAAACAGAAGGUAAUUACGACUCAGCGUUCAUCUCGAUAAUUGUUUAG
Caenorhabditis briggsae is the source of this 699-nucleotide messenger RNA. Gene Ontology annotation, cellular component: membrane. The coding region runs from base 1 to 699 and encodes 232 amino acids. NCBI's taxonomy places the organism in Eukaryota, Metazoa, Nematoda, Chromadorea, Rhabditida, Rhabditidae. Gene Ontology annotation, molecular function: metalloendopeptidase activity. The transcript has 4 exons. Gene Ontology annotation, biological process: negative regulation of Wnt signaling pathway. The record is from RefSeq and is a predicted model, not a curated record.